AUGGAGGUGGGUGGGUGUGGAGAGAGCUACAUCUUCGAGAUGUCUUUCCCCCCUCUGUCUUUUCCUUCAUGCUCAAGUUCCCAGCUGACGAUGAUUUCUUCUCUUCCCAGGAGCCUACCAAGAGGCGCAGCGUCUCCCCAUUUGGCAGCUGGAACUACUGCGAUGAUCGCUCCGCCGGCCGCCGUGUCGGCCCGUCCUCGCCCCCCGGAGCACUUCACCGCCGAGGAGGUCGACUCGCCGGCGGCGUAGGCCGGGUCUACCUUCAUCACACGCCGCACUACUCUUUCUAUGCACAGGACGCUGGGAACUACCGCUUCCACGACCAGCCUCCAGCGGCGGCGGCGGCGACCUUGACAUCCCAUGUUCGAAAGGUCUACUCCUCCUCUUCCCUCCACUCAUCGCCGUUCGGUCCUUCCGCAUGAUUUGAUCUCACGUCGGUGGACUUGCAGGCUCGGAGGGUGCCGGCGACCGGUGAGAGCAUGCACCAGCAGGCGGCGCCGCCGCCGGAGCUGCAGAAGAAGAAGAAGAACAAACGGAGGGACUCCGACAGCGACGCUGGAACCAAGCGCCCCCCCCGGCGCGCCAUUGACGAAGACCUCUACAAGGUUCCCCCCGAGCUACUCUACGAGAAACCCAGGAGGGUAAGCAGAAAAACCCUAUCCUCUCUCUCUCUCUCUUUCUCACUAACUUCCACUGGUUUUCUCCUGUCUUCAGAAGAACUCACCAAUAAGCGAGCUAUGGCGGAGCUGCCUCUGCCUCAACAGCACCUAG
This is a messenger RNA of Spirodela intermedia, 771 nucleotides long. The record is from the annotation of a GenBank genome assembly. NCBI's taxonomy places the organism in Eukaryota, Viridiplantae, Streptophyta, Magnoliopsida, Alismatales, Araceae.